Messenger RNA from Penicillium hordei, 795 nucleotides. RefSeq lists its product as uncharacterized. The coding region runs from base 1 to 795 and encodes 264 amino acids. NCBI's taxonomy places the organism in Eukaryota, Fungi, Ascomycota, Eurotiomycetes, Eurotiales, Aspergillaceae. The record is from RefSeq and is a predicted model, not a curated record. The transcript has 2 exons.
AUGGUGCUGGACACCAUGGCUCCGUUCUCAAAGAGCGGCCUCCAGGUACUUGCUGGCGAGUACCUGGCUGGUCCUCUUCUGAGGUGGGACGAGAUGUCCCUGUUCGACCAGCUGUUUGCUGCGGGCUCCGAGCCCGACAUGUCUGUCCUGACCUGGGAGCUGACCGAGCUCCUUUGCAACAUGGUCAUUGUCGUGGGGCCCGGCUCCCCCAAAGCCUACUUCCUACGUGUCGUCCUCGCUCCCGAGUUUGCGUGGUUCGGCUUGCAUUGGGCAGGGAUGCCACACCCUGCCCAAGUGCCCACCAACAUCUCCGACAUCCUCGACCUCCUCCACUCCCGCCCCCUGGCCGCGUCUGUGGCCCUCCACCAAAACCUCGGGGUCGGCGACGAGUGGAAGCCCCUCGUCCGCCGUCUGUGGGCUCACCUCGAGCCCUACAGCUCCUACAUCCCCGCCGGCCGGCUACAGCCCGCAGCCGACAACGACCACGACAUCCCCCUGCGAAUGGAGGAUGUCGAGUAUCCUCCUUCGCCCGUUGAGGAGGACUUCGAGGAUGUGCUGCCCAUGGAUGGCAUUGAAUUUGUGUCUGUCUCCGGUGUCUACAUGGACAACAUGAUCCGUGACAUCUCUCCGGACAUGGAUGUCUGUGCGGAGCUUGGGGCCAUGUCCGCCUCCGCCCCCCCUGCUCCCAUGACUGUGCCUCCCUCCCUCCCUAUGGUGCCUCCCUCCCUCCCCGUGGUGCUCCCCUCUCCCCCUGUGGCCGCCCCCGUCACCAACAAGUACCGACAACGGUACUAG